AUGAAUCCUAUACAACCAAUUAAUAUUGGUAAUGUAAAAGUAGUUAAUGAUGGUCAAGUAGCUGUUCUCGGUCAUGGUGGUACUCAAGCUGCUGUUGUCGGUAAUAGUGGUGGUCAAGCUGCUGUUGUCGGUCAUAAUGGUGGUGAAGUUGCUGUUGUCGGUAAUGGUGGUACUCAAGCUGCUGUUCUCGGUCAUGGUGGUGGUCAAGUUGCUGUUGUGAUUCGUCGUGGUCGUGGUCAAGCUCCUGUUGUUGGUCACCGUCGUCGUAUUGUUGGUCAUCGUGGUCGUGUUGUUGGCGCUCGUCGUAUUGCUGGUGGUUAA
Rotaria sp. Silwood1 is the source of this 321-nucleotide messenger RNA. Lineage: Eukaryota; Metazoa; Rotifera; Eurotatoria; Philodinida; Philodinidae. The record is from the annotation of a GenBank genome assembly.